GUUUUGUAUAUUUGUUUAUGUCUAAAGUGAUAUAAUUGACUCAAUAUUUGCUUUACCAGCUGAUUUAAGUUUUUCAUGGCUCAACAAUUGGCUAAACCUGGCUCUGGUGGACAGAUGCCAAAAAUCCCCACCAAUAGAUCAAAUCCAACUGUUUUUGUACACUCACCUUCAUUACAGUUUGAUAUUAAGAAAGCUGAACAUGGCGGUGGGUUCGUCCAAGAACAACAGUUACAAGCAGCUGAUGCUCGAUCCCAUUUGGAACAUAUGUGUUAUUUGAACAUUGAUUCUGAACCACAUGCUGUUCGUAUGUCUGGUAUUAUUUGUACUAUCGGUCCUGCUUGUAGAGAAGUCAAGACUCUUCAGAAAAUGAUUAUUGAAGGCAUGAACAUAGCUCGAUUAAACUUUUCCCAUGGUACCUAUGAUUAUCAUGGUGGAACCAUUGAAAAUGUUCGUAAAGCUGUCUCGGAAUUUACUGAGAAAACAUCUAUUGCUAUUGCUCUGGACACCAAAGGUCCUGAGAUUAGGACUGGCUUAUUAGAAGGGGGAGCCAGUGCUGAAGUGGAACUGAAAACUGGUAGUACUAUAAAACUAACUACUGAUGAAAAGUACUAUGAGAAGUGUACCGCAGAGAUUUUAUACGUUGAUUAUAAAAAUAUUACCAAAGUUAUGGAAGUUGGUGGUCGUGUAUUUAUUGAUGAUGGUUUGAUUUCUGUUGUUGUUAAAGAAAUAGGUAAUGAUUAUUUACUGUGUGAUAUUGAAAAUGGAGGAGAUUUAGGAAGUAAGAAGGGGUGUAAUUUACCUCGUGUAGCUGUAGAUUUACCAGCUGUAUCAGAGAAAGAUAAACAGGAUCUAUUAUUUGGUGUAGAACAUGGGGUUGAUAUGGUAUUUGCGUCAUUUAUUCGUAGUGCUGCUGGAGUCAAAGAAAUUAGAAAUAUCCUGGGAGAAAAGGGCAGACAUAUUAAAAUUAUCUCCAAAAUUGAAAACCAUGAAGGUGUUCAAAGAUUUGAUGAGAUAUUAGCUGAAUCUGAUGGUAUUAUGGUUGCUCGUGGUGAUUUAGGUAUUGAGAUUCCAGCAGAAAAAGUUUUCUUGGCCCAGAAAAUGAUGAUUGGUAGAUGUAAUAGAGCUGGAAAACCGAUUAUUUGUGCUACUCAGAUGUUAGAGAGUAUGGUAAAGAAACCCAGACCAACUAGAGCUGAAUCUAGUGAUGUAGCUAAUGCUGUAUUAGAUGGAGCUGAUUGUGUUAUGUUAUCUGGUGAAACAGCUAAAGGUUCUUAUCCUCUAGAAUCGGUUAAAAUGAUGCAUAAGAUUUGCCGUGAAGCAGAGUCUGCAGUUUUCCACAGUCAAACGUUUGAAAAUCUACGUCGUGAAACACCAACCUAUACUGAUGCUACUCAUACCAUUGCUAUUGCAGCUGUUGAGGCUUCGUUCACUUGUAUGGCGUCUGCUAUUAUUGUCAUUACCACUUCUGGAAGAUCUGCAUUCUUGGUAGCAGCUUAUCGACCAAGGUGUCCUAUAUUGGCUAUAACUAGAAAUUCCCAAACAGCUCGUCAAUGUCAUUUAUACCGUGGUAUUUUCCCUAUACAUUAUACUGAUACAGCUGUUGUUUUUGAUUCAGAUGAUAAAUCUCGCUCUUAUCUGGAUGACAAAAUGAACGAAUGGACUGCUGACGUUGACAGGAGAAUCUGGAAAGCUAUUGAUAUUGCCAUGACAAGAAACUUCCUUAAAGAUGGUGAUCCAGUAGUAGUUUUGACCGGAUGGAAACCAGGAUCUGGUUCAACAAAUACCAUGAGAAUAGUAACUGCCACAGCAGUCAAAGAUAAGGAUUUAUUGCCACCAAUUGUUGGAAUCUCGAGUAUACCAUCAUUUACUAAUAUAGAGUCUAAUAUACCACAAACAGACUCCGGCAAAAUCCCAGUUCCUGAUGAUCAAGAAGUUAGAUUCUUCUAAAAAUAUUAUUAUAGUAUGUUAUACUGGUACAAUGUUAGUUUGUUAUUAAUACUCUCAUGCUAUAUAGUUAUUGUUUCCAGGGAGUGAAUAGAACUAAAUUAUUUACUGUAUCUGUUAAACGCGCAUCCCAGUUCCUUUCAUGGAUUAACAGUGAUAUAUAUGUAGUGUUAAGAGUACUCAAGACCACUUUCACAAAGACUUAACUGGACAUAACAACUUUGUUCUAAUCAACAGAUUGGUCAAUCACUAAAAUUAAGUCAAAAUUAACCAAUCAGAAGGUCGUAUAAUUUUAAUUUGUUUUUAAGUUAAGUUUUUGAGAAACCAUGUACAAUUGUACAUAUUAUGUCUACUGUGCAUUUACACAAAAUCGAACAAAUAACCUUUUUGCUUUUUGAGAGUUCACAGCAAACUUUUUUUAUUUUUGGAUAUACUUUUCUGACAUAUUGGUGAUGGAUUGAAUGAUUGAAUUAAAAUCUAGUUUGUAACACAACAUUUGUAGAAUUAGUAAAAAACAAAUAUCACUAAAAGAUGCUAUUGUAAAUUUAAUUCUGUUUAGCAUAUUAUACAUUGAAGAUGAGUUUACAGUCUUCCCCUUUGUGCCAUUAAUAAACUUCUAUAACUUCUGAGAAAACUAUUGUUGUGGCCAAACUUUGUGGAUAAAAAAUCUAUUGUAAUAAUUAUUCAAUUAUGAGAUAUUUUUGUGUUGUGGUGUUUUUAAUUAUCAAAGGCUGUGUUUACAAAUCUUUGUUGAAACUUAAAUUUUUCACCCAUUAACUACUUUUAGGUUAACAACAUUAAUGUUAGCUCCUCCAUCUAGUCGGAACUUAGGUAACAGGUUACAAAUGAAGAAUUUACACAAAAGAUUCCCAAAUUUAAAUUUCAGUACAAGCCAGACCUCAUAACUGUAGUACUCGCAUAUUAUGUUUGCUUUGGAUAUGAUAAAAAAUCUCAACCAAACUUUACUAAACCUUUCAGUAUGAUUGGUUGAAAUGUAGUUUUAUUCAGGAGACAAAUCAUUGGAUUGAUGUGUUGGAUUCAGAAGCAUGGCUUUAUGAAACAAAAUGAGUUUUAACUAUUUUAUUCAGUUUGGUUUUUAGCUACCUCUUCACUAGACAAAUUCCAGCAUUAUUAUAAAUUGUCUCAAUAUAUUGGGAUUGUAAAGAGGUUUUGUAAAAAUCUGUGCAAAUUGAUGCUAUAAGUAUCCCCAAAACAUAACAAAUUCAGAAAACCCCAUUGCAAUCCCUUAAUAUAACUGUUCACUUAAAAUAUUUAGUUGGUAUACUCAAGCAUUGAUUAAGGGUUUCAGUCUGUAUCGAGUAGGGGUGGUUAAACAUGAAGAAACUAAAUGAGCAUAAGACACUUGCAAGAUAGAUGUUCCAGAAUUUCAUUUAAUUUGUUUUGUAAUCAUGAUUAAAUAUUUUGAUGUUUAAUAUAUUAGUCCUUCCAAAGGAACUGUUUAGCAUUUUAUCUGGCAGAUUGUUAUUUCACUGUGAUAGGAAUAGUGCUGGGGUCCACAGUUGCUGCUAACCAAGAGAUCCUGUUCCCCAGCUGCUUAAAACAAUAAUUUAUUGAUGUUUGAAGAUGCUUUUGAGUGUAUUUUAGUGAUAAUGUAAAAUAACAUUAAAAUAAUACUGUUAUUUUA
Molecule: messenger RNA, 3589 nt
Organism: Lottia gigantea (owl limpet)
Lineage: Eukaryota; Metazoa; Mollusca; Gastropoda; Lottiidae
Exons: 14
Coding region: 76-1947 (623 amino acids)
Biological process (GO): glycolytic process
Cellular component (GO): cytoplasm
Molecular function (GO): magnesium ion binding; potassium ion binding; pyruvate kinase activity
Source: RefSeq, a predicted model, not a curated record